Messenger RNA from Durusdinium trenchii, 1717 nucleotides. NCBI's taxonomy places the organism in Eukaryota, Dinophyceae, Suessiales, Symbiodiniaceae. The record is from the annotation of a GenBank genome assembly.
CUUGAUUGGACUGACAACACGUUAGUCACACAAGAGGAACCAACGGGUCAGUGCCAUCCAAUCUUUGUGCUCUCAUGGAGCAACAAGUGCAGGUGCGGCAGAACAAACGGGUGAGAAGAGAGACAGGGCUCGAGGAUGCAGCCAUGGUUGAGGCACCGGAAGUGCCUGCAUCUGAAGAGCAGGUGGUUGAGGCAGAUGCAGAUGAUGAACCAGGAAUCACCAAGUUGGAACGGCUUUGUGCAAGUGUCGACCAGAAGGGUGCAGGCCUCUCAAAGACGGACUUAAAUGCUCUUCUUGAUCACGGCAUUCACUGUGUUGAGACAAUUGCCUUUAUGCCGCAGCGGAAACUAUGUGAAGUGAAGGGCAUCGGUGAACAAAAGGCUGCACGGAUCUAUGCGGCUGCCAAGCAGCUUGUACCUAUGCGCAUGGUGAGUGCCGCGGAGAUGCUGCAGCUGCGCCGGAAUAUGGUUCAGAUCACCACAGGUUCAGCUAAAUUGGACCACUUGCUCAAAGGCGGUGUAGAGACUGGGCAGAUCACAGAGGUGUUUGGUGAAUUCCGCUGUGGCAAGACGCAGCUUUGCCAUACAUUGUGUGUGGCUUGCCAGCUGCCCAUCAGCAAGGGAGGUGGUGAAAGCAAGGCUUUGUAUAUUGACACAGAAGGUACCUUUAGACCUGAGCGAUUGGCAGACAUUGCCAGACGCUAUGGGCUCAAUGAAGAGGAUGUGUUGGAAAACGUGACAUAUGCGCGUGCCUACAAUGCGGAGCAUCAGGACAGAUUGUUGGUGGAGGCUGCAAGUGUCUUCUGUGAGUCUCGCUAUGCUGUCCUGAUUGUUGACAGCGCGACUGGUCUCUUUCGAACUGACUACAGUGGCAGGGGAGAGCUUGCAGAACGUCAGCAGGCCCUCAAUCGCUACUUGCGCAAGUUGCAGCGAAUAGCAGAUGAGCAUGGUGUUGCUGUUGUGAUCACAAACCAGGUGAUGGCAUCGCCAGAGAGUGGCCCUGCGGCGUACAUGGGGCCUCAGGUGAAGCCAAUAGGAGGCCACAUUAUUGGCCAUGCGAGCCAAACACGCCUCUAUUUCAGGAAGGGCAAGGCAAGACAGAUUAAGAAGCAGUUUGGCACUGCGCAGAAGCUUUGCUCUAAAUGUGCAAACGGAAGGUCGGAGUAGGUAGACAUAAGGCUUAUAUAAGUUGUUGACACCUGUGCAAUGGCAUCAUACUGGUAGUUGUUGACUAAACUCACACCUUCACCAUCAUCCACAGUUGCUCAGGGCGAAACACGGAUUUGCAAGGUGUAUGAUUCGCCAAGCCUCCCAGAAGGUGAAGCCAUGUUUGCUAUUGAUGCAGGUGGAAUCGUUGACGCACCGGACAGAUGAUGAUAUUGGACAGCUUGCUGGAAAAGCUAGUAUGCUGCCUCCUGGGACAUAGGCAAAAUGACACGAUUGAGCAAAUGGCUGGGAAUGGGAACAUACUAACAAGCUACAAGUACAGUUUCGACCCAAACAAGACUUGUACAUCACCAAUCAAAGGUCCAAGUUCAUGAUGUAUUCAGUGAUCAAAGAAGUGCUGGCAAAGCGAGUGCAGCACUAGUGUGGAGCGCGCGCGUUUUUGAGCGGCGUGGAGUACGGAGUACGCAUCAGAUCCAUGGAGAUCCCAGCUUUUGUUUCACCGGGGAAGCACCUCUCACCAAGGAUGCUCAGAGCAGUUCUGAUGUCAGUGC